Molecule: messenger RNA, 786 nt
Organism: Prorocentrum cordatum
Lineage: Eukaryota; Dinophyceae; Prorocentrales; Prorocentraceae
Source: the annotation of a GenBank genome assembly
AUGUCGAGCCGCGGCACCCUCAAGAACUUCUUCGAAGAGAAGGGCUUCGGCUUCAUCACCCCUGACGACGGCAGCGAGGACGUGUUCGCGCACGUGAAGGAGAACCCCGCGCUGAACGACUGCCAACAGGGCGACUCCGUGUCCUACGAUGCGGAGUACGACGACCGCAAGGGCAAGUACAAGGCCGUGAACCUGAACUCCGGCGGCGGAGGCGGCGGCGGCAAGGGGAAGGGGAAGGGCAAGGACAAGGGCGGCAAGGGCGGCUACGCGCCGUACGGCAAGGGCUGGCGUGCGCAGGCAGCCGCGCCUGGCCGCACAAUAGUCUUCCACCCUGUAGGUCGAGACGAUGAGGAGCACGUGGACCUCCGACGUCUCGAUUCUUUCGAAGACUCCCCCCCCCGUGAGCUGGGUCAGCACAUUCGCCUGCCGCCCGGCAGCCAUUUUGGCUCAAGCAUUUUUGGUCUCACGCCCUUCGCCCAGGCACUCGCUGGAGCCAUGUCGAGCCGCGGCACCCUCAAGAACUUCUUCGAAGAGAAGGGCUUCGGCUUCAUCACCCCUGACGACGGCAGCGAGGACGUGUUCGCGCACGUGAAGGAGAACCCCGCGCUGAACGACUGCCAACAGGGCGACUCCGUGUCCUACGAUGCGGAGUACGACGACCGCAAGGGCAAGUACAAGGCCGUGAACCUGAACUCCGGCGGCGGAGGCGGCGGCGGCAAGGGGAAGGGGAAGGGCAAGGACAAGGGCGGCAAGGGCGGCUACGCGCCGUACGGCAAGGGCUGGUGA